CAGGACGCGGCAGGGGUAAGCGGGGGCCGCGCGGCGUAGUGUUCGGUACUUUCCGGUAGCGCUCGGCAAGGUCCGUCAGCAGCGAUAUCGAUGCGAGUCCAGCUGCAGAUUCUUUAUGUGAGACUAAUUCAUCUUACACUAGCCAUUAUGGAUUUGCCUCAAGCAUUGAGAAAUAAGAAAAACAUAUAUCAUUAUCCAUUGAAGAUAGUCGAACAAGAAUAUAUAGCAGCUACUAAGAGCGUGUUCACCGGCCAAUGCGCAACCUUCCAAGCCGCAAUGAAGCUGACUGUCACCAUUGGCCAAUGCUUCGGCCUCAACCCAGUGCUGGGCAUCAGUGAAAUGGACCCUUCCAAACUUAGGUUCUGUUUUUGUUCAUGGAGGUGUUCCUGCAGCAUCGCCUCCAUCAUAGUGCAGUUGUCUGUGGUAUUUCUGUGUGUAUUGAAGAUGUUCCGACAAUCUGACGCAUCGUUAUCUUCUAACACAUUCUUAGUAUUCAGCAGUACGAACUGCAUGACGACGAUUCUGUUCCUGCGACUGUCGAGAAAAUGGCCGUGGUUGUGUCAACAUAUUGCGAAGACCGAGGCCAUUGACCCCAACAUGGACGCCACCUUGGCGCGAAGAUGUAAUACUUGUUGUAUUGCCAUUCUAACACUCGCAUUAGUCGAGCACUUGCUAUCGGAUCUGUCAUCAGGAGCGGCGAUCAUUGACUGUGACAAUAAAGGUUAUGAAGGCUUCAUCACUAGUAGCUUCCCCUGGAUAUUCUCUGUUUUGCCUUAUAACGAUGUUUUUGGAUUUAUCGCUCAGCUAAUUAACCUCCAAUGCGCAUUCAACUGGAACUUCGCAGACGUGUUUGUGAUAUGCAUAAGUUUGUACUUGACAUCGCGACUGGACCAGGUCAACCGCAGGGUUGAAGCCAUCAAAGGCAAGCAUGUCCCACCAUUGGUAUGGAGAACGAUAAGAGAGGACUACUGCCGAAUCACGAGGCUGGUGAGGCGAGUGGACGAUGCGAUCGGUGAAAUUAUAUUCAUGUCGUUCACAAACAACUUGUUUUUCAUAUGCCUUCAGUUGUUGCAUAUGCUUUCAGAGGGUGUAAGAAGCGCUACUCCAUCGUGUCACCCUGAUGAACCGGACCGCAGGCCUCUCCAAGGCUACGAGCAUGCGAUAUACUUCGUGUUCUCGUUCAUAUUCCUCGUCACGCGAUCGCUUGGUGUAUCUCUGAUGGCAUCAAGGGUGCACACUGCAAGUAAAAAGCCAGCCUUUUCUUUAUACGAUGUGCCAUCUGAAGCGUAUUGUGUUGAGAUCCAAAGAUUUUUGAACCAGAUUCACGGAGAAAUUGUCGCGUUGAGUGGGAUGAAUUUCUUCAAUGUCAAACGUGGAAUAGUUUUGACUAUUGCUGGCACCAUAGUGACAUACGAGCUCGUAUUGAUGCAGUUCACCGGCGUUACACCGACUGCUGCUCCUACCUAAUAAUAAAUUCCCCGUCUUAUUCUUCGCCAAUUGAUUUGUCAUUACUGUAGAUAUUGGCAGCACCUGUCGUAUAAUUUGAUUCCGCAACGUCUGCAGCACAAACAUGCUAGAUAUAUUGAUAUAAAAUAAAUAAAAAAUAAAAUAAAAUGAAUUUAUUGGUAACAAAGACCCAUAAAAUUAUCAAAAUUCAUGUGGCACGAGCAAUUUGAACUUGGAACUCGAUUAGGUUCGCUUCAGUCUUUGUAUCCGUUGAUAUAGUUUACAAAACUGAUCUUUUUCAGAUAUCUAUAAAAAUUAAAUAGCAAUAUGGUUUCUCAAAAUAAUCUGUUUAUUUCAUAAUAAUUACUUAUUAAUUGAAAAUGUGGUGAGCUGAAGUAUCGUGUGCAUUGAACUGAAGUUGUUCCGUUAGGAAUUAAAAACUAUAUAGUCACCUUAUGUCCAGACCAACCUUCUGAAACUUGAAGAUACCUCUUUUUAUACUACCAAAAGGCAAUGGAUGUACUCUAUCUGACAGUAAGCGGUCACCGCAACCUAUGGACACUUGUAACAAUAAGAGUCACAUGCGCGUUCCCGUCUUUGUGCCCUAGGUUGUUCUAUCACUUUUUCCAGACUGGAUAAAAUAAAUCUUCUGUUGAUGAAAGUAUUAACAUUAUACAUAACAAUAGUUAAUACCAGUACAAUGCUUUUUAUUACGGGCUUAUUCGAAGGAUCCGUAAUCACGAAAUUGAUUUACCCUAUGUAAUAAGAAACGAGAAAAUCGCAUUAUACGUAGACGGGGCUUGGACGAAGAAAUCCUACAAUUUCUGAAUAAGGUUAGGUUUUUUGUACAAAGUUAAGGCAGACGUGUGCCAAGAAUGGAUACAGAUUUCAUGGAAUUAACGAAUUUUAUUAUUAUAGCACAAUUGCUGGUCAAAUGAUUGUAGGGAAAAUAGUC
Plodia interpunctella (Indianmeal moth) is the source of this 2401-nucleotide messenger RNA. Its product is annotated as gustatory receptor for sugar taste 64e-like. The coding region runs from base 91 to 1467 and encodes 458 amino acids. Gene Ontology annotation, cellular component: membrane. Gene Ontology annotation, molecular function: taste receptor activity. Gene Ontology annotation, biological process: sensory perception of chemical stimulus; detection of chemical stimulus involved in sensory perception of taste. Lineage: Eukaryota; Metazoa; Arthropoda; Insecta; Lepidoptera; Pyralidae. The transcript has 12 exons. The record is from RefSeq and is a predicted model, not a curated record.